Messenger RNA from Cygnus atratus (black swan), 3582 nucleotides. It is a transcript of the gene NAIF1, whose product is annotated as nuclear apoptosis inducing factor 1. Lineage: Eukaryota; Metazoa; Chordata; Aves; Anseriformes; Anatidae. The record is from RefSeq and is a predicted model, not a curated record. Gene Ontology annotation, cellular component: nucleus.
CGGAGGCCGUUGAGCGGGGCCCGCCGGGUGCUCGCGGUACGCAAAUUGCGUACCGUUGGCGGUUGCUAAGGGCCGGCGUUGGGGGAGGGGGGCACGCGGCCGCCACCGGGCCCUGAGGGGCCCCGGGCCCCCCCCGUCCUCCCCGCCGCGGGGCCCGGCGGGCCGGGGGGGCCCCAACCCCUCGGGGACCCCCUGAGGCGGCCCCCCCCGGAGCUCCCCCGAGGGCCAUGGCGUCGCCGCCGGCCCCCCCGGCCAAGAAGCGCAAGAUGAACUUCUCGGAGCGCGAGGUGGAGAUCAUCGUGGAGGAGCUGGAGCGCGGCAAGCACCUGCUGGUGAACCACUUCAACGCCGGCGUGCCGCUGGCCGCCAAGGCCGCCGCCUGGCACGACAUCCUGCGCCGCGUCAACGCCGUGGCCACCUGCCGCCGCGAGCUGCCCGAGGUCAAGAAGAAGUGGUCGGACCUCAAGACCGAGGUGCGCCGCAAGGUGGCCCAGGUGCGGGCCGCCAUGGAGGGCGGAGGCGAGAGCCAGGGCAACGGCGGCGGCGGCACGGAGGGCGAGGACGCGGCGGGAGCGGCGGCCGCGCCCGUCAUCCUCACGCCCAUGCAGCAGCGCAUCUGCAACCUGCUGGGAGAGGCCACCAUCAUCAGCCUGCCCGGCGGGGAGUGCGGCGCGGGUGACGGGAGCGAGAUCCCCAUCACCGCCGCGGCCGCCACCGUCACGCUGACGCAGAUUCCUGCAGAGACGACCUACCACAGCCUGGAGGAUGGGGUCGUGGAGUACUGCACGACAGAAGCCCCCACGACGGUUACGGCGGAGGCGCCCUUGGAGAUGAUGGCGCAUCAGCACGAAGUAUCCGCGAAACCCCAGGAGCUGAAAAGCCGAAUCGCUCUGAACUCAGCCAAGCUCCUGCAGGAGCAGCGAGUGACCAACUUACACGUGAAGGAGAUUGCCCAGCACCUGGAGCAGCAGAAUGACUUGCUGCAGAUGAUCCGUCGCUCCCAGGAGGUGCAGGCGUGCGCGCAGGAGCGACAGGCGCAAGCCAUGGAGGGAACGCAGGCCGCGCUCAGCGCCCUCAUCCAGGUCCUCCGCCCCAUGAUUAAGGACUUCCGUCGAUUUUUGCAGAGCAAUACGCCCAGCCCUUCGGUGACCGCUGACCCCAGCCAGCCUGGGCAGCAAGAUGGCAUUAUCCAGUGAAAGAAACAAUGAUGGGACUUCUUUCUUGGGGAAAAAAAAAAAAAAAACUGCCUCUGCUGCCACUGGGCCCGGAGCGAGGGGGUGCCAGCUCUUGUCAAUGUGAAACGGCUCGCCUCGGAGGCUGGCCGAGCCCAGGCAGCUUUCUUUCUUCUCCGCUAAUCUUAUGCUAAGCUGCCUUUUCAGACUCAUCGUGCGGAGGGGUAGCCGGAUGUGUAAUAAGGCAGGAAUGUAACAUUGGUUGCUUUAGUUCCCCAGAACAAUAGAUUUGUUUAAAAAACAAAUAGAAAAGACGAUAAUUAUUUUUUUAUUUGUUUGAAAAACUCUCCUAAGUACGAUACCUCUCUUCCUCCCCCCCUCUCCCUUUCUCUCUCUUGCCUUUAGCUGGCGUGUACCAUGGAGAGCCUUGUUGUUAUAUCGCAGUGCUGAACCUGCCAAGGUACAGUUAUGGUAAACUGUGGUGCGUGGAGGGGGUGCGUUUCUGUCUCUUGCUGAAAGCAUUUACUGGAAACGUGGUACCAGCGGCGGUUCAGCCUUCUCUCCGCACUGAGAACUGGUGGAUGCUGCUCUCGGGGCACGAAAUUCAGCCCACGCAGACUAGCAUCAAGCCUACAUGUAGUUUAAAUCCCACCCACGUCCCCUUAGGAUAUAAAUGGGGGUUAAAAGAGUGCAUUCACCUCGCGUUCUGUCUGUGUGUGGCCAUGAGAUUUCACUUUAAACUUAGUAGAGAUGACAAUGCCAUGCCUUGGUUACCAGACGCUGUCCUGGGGCGCGUAUCGGAGGCAGUUGCCUGUCACACGUGGUUAAUACACACGGGCACACACAGGUCUCACUCAGGUGGGCUUACAGGCGAAGCUCCAUCUCUGUCUCGCCACGCAGGGUCUGUCACCUCCCUGAUACGUUCAUCCAUCAAAGUGGGCCUGGACUAGAGAGCUGCAGCCACGCCGUAAUUCCCAGCCCUGAGGAGUCUGUCAGCCACUCAUUUAGCGAGGUUUGGAGCGUUAAUUGGGUCUGGUGGUGGUAUUUGUUCCGUACUUUUCAGAGCUGGAGGCAGGUGCAGCAGCUCCUCGGUCGUCUGCUAACAGGUUAGUUAGCCAGGUUAGUUUCCUGGCUUUGACCGGUGGUUUGAGAGACGGGUGUGAGGCUCACCUCACCCAUUCUCCUACAGUUACACGGGGUUACACAGCGUUCGCAGCCGCUGCUCUCUCAGUUCAGGCUGCUGGGCUCGGUCCUCACUGAGCAAGCUCGGUUCACAGGGCGGUAAAUGAGGUUUGUACAGACUCGGAGUAGCUUCAUGACCUUUUAGACAGAAAGCUCCACGUGUACAUGCAUGGAAGCAAACUCCAAAAAUAAAAAGAAGGAAGCAGAACUCUUUUCCCCAUACCUUGCAGAGCGUUUCACGUUUAAUAGGCUUGGUGCUUGCCAGAUGCUACUUUUGAAACUGAACCUUUUCAGAGCUGGUAUUUGCUUGCUGUUACGUCUCCUUCGGGGCUGAGAAGUGGUGAACAAAGACUGACGAGGGAGUGAAUUUGCACAAUCAAACGAAACCUCUACGUGUUUUAUGGUGGGAUGCCGAUGGGGUGCCCCGGUUGGAGGAGGAGGCGAACAGGCUCCUGCUGCCUGCCCCUGGCCUUUAGCGAUCUCCUCUCAUCUGCAAGUCCGAUGGCGGAGAGAAGAACAACGCAGUCCCAAGGCUUUGGCCCCGGGAGGACUCCUGACCCUCUGACACCGACAGCUCUGCGCUGAGUCAGGGCGGCAUCAGCGGCGCCUUCCCACCUUGUCGGGCACCCGGCCGCGUGAGUAACGCUCGCCUGACUCCUCUCAGACUUGGUGGAGUCAAAUCAAUUGCUCAACUGAAAGCUAUUUUUAAAGCGAAAAGCUCUGCCCUGCGUGUUGUUUUACCUCAUUUGUGUAAUGAUCUCCCCUUUGCAAAUAUAAAUUUUAAUAAAAAAAAUACGGUUUUUGGUAAAGAGGCUGUUUCGGUCCGUCGGCACGCUGCGGGGAAAGGCGAGUCCGUGCAACCACGUUAGCAGCACAGCGGGCUCAGUGAGAAACAGCCAAAGCAAGCUGUAAACAGCCACGUGUCACGGUAGGUUUUUUCCUCGUUUAUGAACUUUGUGGCCUUGUAUUUGCAUAAUUGUGGCCUUUUUUUUUUGUAUCCAAACAGUAGCUUUUACAGCCUUACCUCGCAGCGCUGGUUACUUCACCGCGUGUGCCAGAUUCCCGAAGGAUACCGAUCUCCCAGCUGCUCCGAACAUGGUACAACAGCCCAAGACGAGGGAUGAGGUGCCGGCCUUCCGCCUGAAAUUGCAGCGCUGGUCCUGGCAGUGACUAAGCGCUGAAGCUGUGUUACUGUUUCACAGGAGUAAAGGCGCUGCCCUCAGAACCA